This is a messenger RNA of Colias croceus (clouded yellow), 555 nucleotides long. RefSeq lists its product as uncharacterized. The record is from RefSeq and is a predicted model, not a curated record. NCBI's taxonomy places the organism in Eukaryota, Metazoa, Arthropoda, Insecta, Lepidoptera, Pieridae. The annotation marks the transcript as partial. The transcript is spliced from 5 exons.
AUUGAAAAUAAAAAGAGUGAUGCGGUAUCCUGUCAAGCAAAACAAGCGCAAUGGAAUAAGAUUGCAUUAGAAUUUAAUUCCCAGAACACCACAAACAGGUGCAGCAAAGUAUUAAAAAAGAAAUGGGAAAAUAUGAAAAAAACUGUCAAAGAUAAAGUCGCUGGCCAUAGGAAACAUGCCAUGGGUACUGGAGGAGGACCACCGUUACCAGAUCUGAAAAUGGAACCCUGGGAGGAAGAAAUCUUAAUGCACAUAAAACUGACAGCUGUAGGCCUUCCACCAGUAUUUGAUGAUGACAAUCAAGAUGAAAUACAAGUCAUAGAAGUUGGUGGGUUUGACCCUCUGAUUGAGGCUGUUGCUGUUGAACCUUCAGACACAGACACAGACACAUUAAAGGAUUUACAGUGCAAAGAAGUGACUUUGAAAGAGCGAGAAUCCAGCAAUAACAAAAAAGAUGAUGACGAUGAAAACAUAACAGCAGACAGCUCUGACAGCGACUCUGAUAAUGAAUCGGAAAGAGAGGAGAGUGACUCAAGCCAGAGCGAAAACGAAUAA